AUGACAAACCGAGCGACUCUGCUGUGGCUGAUCUUUCUGAUCUCACUGCUGAGCUGCACAACAAACCAAGCUUGUCUGACUGUGAGUCCCAGCAGCUCUCAGUUCUUUAAAGAUGACUUUGUGUCUCUGAGCUGUGAGGAGAACGACAGCUCUGCUGGAUGGACUCUGAGGAGAAACACGAGCAAGCGGCAGAGGAUUCAGUGUGGAGACGGGUGGGGAAAACCAGCUGGUUCUUCCUGUAACAUCAGCUACAUUGACCCAUUAGAAACUGGAGUUUACUGGUGUGAGUCCAGAGAGGGUGCCAUCAGUAACAUGGUUAACCUCACAGUCUCUGGUGGAUCAGUGAUCCUGCAGAGUCCUGUCCUCCCUGUGAUGGAGGGAGAUGACGUCACUCUGCUCUGUCAAACAAAGACCACUCCCUCCAACCUCCCAGCUGCUUUCUAUAAAGAUGGCUCCCUCAUCAGGAAGCAGCCUACAGGUCACAUGACCAUCCAGCAUGUUAACAGGUCUGAUGAAGGCCUCUACAAGUGUGAGAUCAGCGGUCAUGGAGAGUCUCCAUCCAGCUGGAUCACUGUCACAGGUAGACCUGCAACCACAACCAAUUCUGGACUCUUACCCUCUGUAACACCCCUCCUGCAUUUUGAUUUUACACUGAUGCGCUACCUGGUGGUUUUCUUUCCGUACUUCAUCUCCACUAUCCACAUGCUGUCUUUAUAUCGACGCAGAGCCACAGGAAAUGACCUGCCUGUCUCUAUGGUAAAACCCCAGUCCACACAGGCAGGGGACAGAUUGGAUCAUGACUAUGAUGAUGUCACUAUAGAGCAUCACUUCUGAAUCUGCCUCCAUGUUGAUGGGAAGAUCUUUAAAA
Molecule: messenger RNA, 868 nt
Organism: Archocentrus centrarchus (flier cichlid)
Lineage: Eukaryota; Metazoa; Chordata; Actinopteri; Cichliformes; Cichlidae
Product: low affinity immunoglobulin gamma Fc region receptor III-like
Exons: 6
Coding region: 1-834 (277 amino acids)
Biological process (GO): cell surface receptor signaling pathway; immune response
Cellular component (GO): external side of plasma membrane
Molecular function (GO): transmembrane signaling receptor activity
Source: RefSeq, a predicted model, not a curated record